Molecule: messenger RNA, 540 nt
Organism: Drosophila yakuba
Lineage: Eukaryota; Metazoa; Arthropoda; Insecta; Diptera; Drosophilidae
Product: larval cuticle protein 65Ag1
Exons: 2
Coding region: 63-383 (106 amino acids)
Cellular component (GO): chitin-based extracellular matrix
Molecular function (GO): structural constituent of chitin-based larval cuticle
Source: RefSeq, a predicted model, not a curated record
AGAGCAUCAUUCGUCGUGAACUCUUCGAUAACCGCAGAUCAAAACACCAACCAACAAUCACCAUGAAAUUCCUGAUUGUCUUCGUCGCCCUCUUCGCCGUGGCUCUGGCUGCUCCUCCACAAAACCAAGAAGCCCAAAUCCUGCGGUCCGAGUCUGAUGUUGGACCCGAUAGCUUCAAAUACGACUGGGAGACUUCCGAUGGACAGGCUGCUCAAGCUGAGGGUCAUCUGAACAACGUUGGAACUGAGAACGAGUCUCUCGCCGUCCAUGGAUCCUACAGGUUCGUUGCUGACGAUGGUGUCACCUACGAGGUUAAAUACAUCGCCGAUGAGAACGGAUUCCAGCCCCAGGGUGCUCAUCUGCCCGUUGCCCCUGAGGCCUAAGUGAAAUUGUUCACAAUUCGAGCAGUUUUAUAGCCAUACAAUCCUUCCCAACUCCUUGUUAAUAGCCCCAAACCAACCCCAUUCCUGUUUUCGAAGGAUGGGAACUAAGUCAACCAACUCCAAUUGUUAAAUAUUAAAAGAAAAAUAAUUACCUGAA